CUUUUUAUAUUUAUGCUAAGUUUAUUUGACAAGAAAAUCAAAAACGCCAUUUUUAAGCACGAAAGAGAGAGAGAAAAGAUACAGAGAAAGAAGAGAGAGAGAGAUGGUUGGGUUCACCACCUGCAUUGACAUUUCGACGAUUCCCACCAAUAAUGAGGGUUUUUACGCGACCAACAACCAGUUCCAGAAAAGAGGUCCCAAGGGUUUCAUCCAAGUCAAGGUUCUCGAAAACGACAAACUUUACGUGCGUGUCGACUUGCCUGGGGUUCCAGACGACGCUGUCCACCACAGAGUCGACUCCGUUAGGCAAAAGGUGGUGUUUUUCUCUGCGGUGACCUUCAACGACGGCUACGAGAAGGAGGGCGUGCGUGAGUACUCCGGAACCGCCGGUCUGGGCUGUGACUGCUGCGAGAUCACCGGAGUGGAUGCCAAGAUGAAAGAUGGAGUCUUGAGGAUGAUUCUCUCGAGGGUCAAGGUCAAGGACCAUGACAGAAAGUGUACCCACACUGUGCCUCCUUUCACAGGUAAAUCUGGAGGACGCGUGGAGGAGCAUCCGUUUGUGGUGAAAGGUCGCAAGCGAGCCUUCGUUGGAGAACCGACAGCUGAUGGUGGUCUUUUCUUCGCUGUGGAUGUACCUGGUGUUGGCGAUGGUGAUGUUGAAGUGCUUGCUAACGAGAGUGAAAUUAAGUUCACUGCUGAGGUCAAGAACGUGUUCGAGCACGAUGAAAGUGGACGUCUUUACCUUGGAAGCGUCGAUACUUCUUGGUCUGGCUCUUCUGCAGCUUCGCUUUUGAGUCAUAACAUCACCGGUGCUGUGAACUUUGGUGUUCUCAAGGUUCUCAUUACCCCUCGUCGUCCCAACAACACCACCACCAACGAAUAAUCAAAUUUUUCUCACUGCGUUUUAUUGUCACCUAUCUAUCCCUUUUGUCCUAUGAGUACUUGGAUUGGCUACUCCUGUUCGUUUUAAACUGUUGAGAACUGACACUGUUGUUUGUGUUGGUUCUGCGUUUGUGUUUGCUACGGAACUUAGUGAUUCAUGUCACUUGUUUUCUCAAUCUAGUCUUUUUUUGCCUAA
Messenger RNA from Raphanus sativus (radish), 1078 nucleotides. RefSeq lists its product as uncharacterized. The coding region runs from base 104 to 883 and encodes 259 amino acids. NCBI's taxonomy places the organism in Eukaryota, Viridiplantae, Streptophyta, Magnoliopsida, Brassicales, Brassicaceae. The transcript is spliced from 3 exons. The record is from RefSeq and is a predicted model, not a curated record.